AUGGUUGGACAAUUCGUGAGGAAUAACCCGGGGACUUUGGGGGAGCUGCAGCAGAACCGUCAGGAGACUGCUCCCCGGUCUCCUACAAAGUCUCGAGAUGAACCAUUGAACGGUGGACCAUCACCAACUAAGUCAGCGUUGGGGAAGCUUCAAUUUCGGUCCAAUGCCGACAAGGAAGCGAUGCGGAAGGCCAAGUCUCGAGAUCCAUCGCCACAAAAACCGAAGAAGACAAAGUCGGGGACCAAUCUGGCGGGACUACUUUCGCGGCCGAAAUCACUAAAGAAUUUGUACAAGCUGGCCACGGAGCAAGAAAAUCAAGCCAAGGACAAGGAAAACAUGAUACCAGAUGGGAUACCGAACAAUGAGCGACCACCGCCAAUUUUUGCCCAGUUUACUUCCGACCGCGCCUUGAGCAACGCUGAAAAUAGCCCAAUUCGAGCAGCAAAGGAACGACCAAAGUCAUUCCAAGCUCCACAACCACAUGAUCUUAAACAGUCAUCGUCGCCAUCCAAGACGACUGGAGGUCGUGUUACUCGGCCCGUAUCUAUGCAUCCAGAUCAAACUCCCCGAGGAAAAGGUCCCUUUGGUCAUGCCCGCUCCAAAUCCACAAUGCCAGCGCCAACCAAUGCCUUGCCGGAGCUGCAAAUUGACCCGAAAGAUAUCGAUCAGCAGCUGGAAGCUUUGCUGGAUCGUCGAAAUAUUCCGGAAAACCAGCGAUACAAGAUGCGCAACCUAGCCAACACCAUCAAACUCGAAUUCAUUCGGCAAGACUAUGCCGAGAUGCAGGCUGCUAAAGCUGACAGACCCGGGACAACCGGUACCACAGGCAGCACGACCAGCACCGAAGAGGCUAUUGCCAGUGACCCCAAUAGUCCUGACGAGGAUGAGGAACGCCCAAAGCGCAGCAGGGGAAAGAGCUUUACAUUUUCCAGAAGCAAGAAGGAUACUAGUUCGCCAACCAAGAAGUCCAAGGGAGAAGGAACUCUUGGCCGGCACUUCAGAAGCCGAUCAACCGACAGCAUUGCCUCCGAGACUCGUCCUUCUUCUUCGUCUUCCUCGGUGGGCUCUAGUUUUUUCUCUAAAAUCAAGGCUCAGUUAGGUCCCUCGGAUUAUGUUGCGUAUCUCAGAAAAGUUCAGCAGCCUGAGCUUGUGGAGGUUGGGAAAUUGCACAAACUGCGGCUUUUGUUGCGGAAUGAAACUGUUGCGUGGAUUGAAGACUUUAUUCAACAAGGUGGCAUGCAUGAGAUUGUUGGGUUGCUGAACCGCAUCAUGGAAGUAGAGUGGAGAGAGGAGCAUGAAGAUGCUUUGUUGCAUGAAAACUUGCUCUGCUUGAAGGGCCUCACCACCACUGCAAAGGCCAUGGAGUAUCUCAACACUGUCCAGGCAGAUCUCUUUCCUAAGCUGCUACAUAUGCUCUUCGACCCUGAACGCAAAGGCCCAAGCGAAUUCACGACUCGAAACAUCAUUACAUCAGUGCUUCUUACAUACAUAGAAUCUGCACCACCGGUGGAACGAAUAAUCAGAGCUAAGAACGUCCUCGGUCACCUAAGAGACAAGGAACCCGAGGAGGGCGAACGCCCACUACCAUUCGUCUUGGAGAUGAGACAGGACCGACCCUACCGGAUGUGGUGCAGAGAAGUUGUGUCUGUGACUAAGGAGGUCUUUUGGAUCUUCUUGCAUAACCUGAAUGUCGUCGCACUGGCUAGCGACAAGGGAGCACGGUAUACUGCUCAAGACGGCUACUUUGUUAGCAACGACGACCGAGACGGUUUGUUUGGAUAUAUGCUGCGCAAUUUUCCUCAGGAACGCCCACCGGUCCCUGCAGCCCCUUAUGUCGGCGGUGUUGAGUGGGAUGCCACCAACUAUUUGGCUUCACACCUGGACCUCAUGAACGCAAUCAUUGCUUGCACUCCUACUUCUCACGACCGCAAUGCGUUACGAGCCGAGUUUCGUAUCUCGGGAUGGGAGAGGUGCCUCGGAGGCAGUCUUCGUAUUUGCAAAGAGAAGUUCUACGGUAGUGUACACGUAGCCCUACGAACUUGGGUUGCUGCCGCAGCCGAGGACGGCUGGGAUGUCAAGGAUGUCCGGUUCGGCCCUCCUCCGGAAUCGAGAUCGCCCAAGAAGACUGGUGGUGGCCAGAAACCUAAAGUCGAAGCACCACCCAAGUUGGAUAUGCCGAAGCUCGAUUUCGGAGACAAGCAGCCAACUAAUGAUGCAUGGCUGUAG
Pochonia chlamydosporia 170 is the source of this 2226-nucleotide messenger RNA. RefSeq names its product GTPase binding protein Rid1. The transcript has 2 exons. The record is from RefSeq and is a predicted model, not a curated record. The coding region runs from base 1 to 2226 and encodes 741 amino acids. Lineage: Eukaryota; Fungi; Ascomycota; Sordariomycetes; Hypocreales; Clavicipitaceae. Gene Ontology annotation, molecular function: small GTPase binding; actin binding. Gene Ontology annotation, biological process: actin cytoskeleton organization.